CUAUUAUUCAUCAACUAAUAAUACUACAAACCAAUUCUCUCAAAACUUUCAUUUCCAGAUUCAUAUUUUUUUUCUUCUGGGAAUGGCUUCUAAUGCAUUAAUGAGCUGCGGUAUCGCGGCUGUAUACCGCCCUUCGGUUUUCUCUUCUUCUAAAUCAAGAUUCGCCACGGCUGUCCCACUUUCUGGUGUUGCUACUAAUGCUUCCAGGAUUUCCAUGACCGCUGACUGGAUGCCCGGUCAACCACGUCCACCUUACCUUGAUGGAUCUGCACCCGGGGAUUUCGGGUUUGACCCGCUUCGUCUUGGUGAGGUUCCAGAGAAUCUUGAGAGGUUUAAAGAGUCCGAGCUCAUUCACUGCAGAUGGGCUAUGCUUGCAGUACCCGGGAUCUUGUUGCCCGAAGCGUUAGGAUUGGGCAACUGGGUAAAAGCACAAGAAUGGGCUGCCCUUCCUGGAGGUCAAGCAACAUACCUAGGGAACCCUGUCCCAUGGGGUACCCUACCCACCAUAUUGGCGAUAGAGUUCAUCUCUAUUGCCUUUGUAGAGCACCAAAGGAGCAUGGAAAAAGACCCCGAAAAGAAGAAGUACCCCGGUGGAGCUUUUGACCCGUUGGGAUACUCAAAAGACCCAAAAACAUUCGCAGAGUACAAAGUUAAAGAGAUCAAAAAUGGACGUCUAGCGUUGUUGGCAUUCGUAGGAUUCUGCGUGCAACAAUCGGCUUACCCUGGUACUGGACCCUUGGAGAACUUGGCAACCCACUUGGCUGACCCAUGGCACAACAACAUUGGAGAUGUUAUUAUCCCUAAAGGAAUUUUCCCAAACUAAAAUACGUUUCUUGUCUCGAAUUCAUAUGUAAAAUCCAUGUAACCCUUCAUCUUGUAAUGAAAUGAACUUAUAUUAGUGUUGAA
This is a messenger RNA of Erigeron canadensis, 906 nucleotides long. Its product is annotated as chlorophyll a-b binding protein 6, chloroplastic. The record is from RefSeq and is a predicted model, not a curated record. Gene Ontology annotation, cellular component: membrane. Gene Ontology annotation, biological process: response to light stimulus; photosynthesis, light harvesting in photosystem I. The transcript is spliced from 4 exons. Bases 83 to 823 code for a protein of 246 amino acids. NCBI's taxonomy places the organism in Eukaryota, Viridiplantae, Streptophyta, Magnoliopsida, Asterales, Asteraceae.